AUGGUUCAGUUUCUCUGUCUGAUCUACUCCCUUUUACUGGGUGCCCUCACAGUGAAUGCUGUCUUCAUUGAAGAUGCGUUCAUCUCCGAUUGGCAAUUGGAGAACAUCGGCCGAUAUGAGUGUGUGAUGGAGGAUCAAGGUCAACAGAAUCUAAUUAUUCUCUCGGAUUAUGAAUCAAAUACUCUGAUGUCUUUUGUAAAUGAAACUAGUGGCACAAUUAUAUUCAGAUAUCCGUUGGAUUUUAAGGCAAUUGAUGCGAUGUUAUUGGAGGAUCGUUCUGCGUAUGUUCUAAAAGACCUCGAGGGCAAUACAUAUCUAUUUGAUGCCUCAAAUGGAUUCCUAUUGGAUGAUAAAAUAUCGGUUGAAACUUUUGUCUCUUCGUGCAUUCCACAUUCGAGCUCUGUGAUUAUUUCUAACAAUACGUUGAAAUUUAUGGAUCAAGACUCCCAGUUGGAGAUUUCACAAGUUCCUUUGAGAGAGAACUUCGAAUCUUUGAAAUUCUUAUACCAUGAUAAUCUAGGUUCAGUCAAAUUUCUAUACUCAACUGAUGACUAUCAAUAUAUUUUUGAGUCAUUUGAAAAUGGGGUUCCUAAAAACCAAUGGCAUAGAGACGAAGUAGUCAGUGACGUUUGUUCCUAUACCUUCGUUGACGUACCAAAUGAAGCAUUGCUGUCCAAAAAAUCUGAACUUCUAACAGAACAAGAGUUUACGAACGUCUGGGAUGCGUACACGUAUCGAGUCAGUCAGAACUGGGGUCGUUUCAAGGGAUUCCUAAAAGAAAACAAUUACUCUCCGGGAAAGAUCAUAAUGAGACUGAUGAAAAUGGAUAGUCACUCUUUAAACUAUUCAAGUGACGUAGAAUUUGGGCUGGCGAAGUAUCUAAUCGUGGCAUCUAAAAAAGGCCAACUUUCAGCGAUUGAUGUCAGAAACGGAUCAAAAGUUUGGCAGAGACAAACCAGUCUUGAGGACACAAUAUUUAUGGAUAAUCUUUCGAAAAAGAGUCAAAUUAUAUCAUUCGAUAAAAACGGGUCUUAUGAGAUAUACGAUAUUAGUAACGUGACAGAACCUGUUUUAGCGAGAAAAGAUCGUGUAGAAAUUUCCUCCAUUAAUUUAAUAUCCAAAUUAAGUGAAAAUAAAUACUUGCUACAGUCCGGUAAUGAUAUCAAAAAGAUAUUUUGUCUUGGAGGGUGUGUAGACGAGCCAAUUACGACAGUGCUUGCUACCCAUGAUAAAAAAGGAGUUCAUGGCACAAUUGUGAAAAGCGAUUAUCAGAUGCAAGAUACUUGGGAGAUAACUAUGAGUGAAUCUGAAGAGAUUGUUGCCUUUGCAAAAAAAGGUGAUGAGCCCAUUUCAAACAUCGGUGUGACGCUUGGAAAUAGGACUGUACUUUACAAGUAUCUAUACCCUAAUCUGGCAAGUUAUGUCGUUGCCAAUAAAAAAACAGGAAACAUAUAUGUGCACCUCGUUGAUACAGUUACUGGAGAACUACUUUUUUCCCAAUUUCACGACGAGAAGGUAGACAUUUAUUCACCAGUAAAUAUGGUUUUCGGUGACAGUUGGUUUAUAUAUUCUUUCUUCAGUAAUGAACCAAUUCCGGAGCAAAGACUUGUUGUAGUUGAGCUUUACGAAUCUUUGCAUGCUGACGAAAGAGUCACGACAGCCUCGGAACAUUACGAUCCUUUCAGGGCUGUCAAUAAGCCAUUUACUAUAUCAAAUGCAUAUUAUUUCCCCGAAGUUAUAAAACGGAUGGUUGUGUCGCGCACCAAAUAUCAAAUAACCUUGAGCGCUAUUAUCCUUGAACUCACAAAUGGACAAAUCACAUACCUCUCCAAAGCACUUCUUAAUGCUAGACGUCAACCAGAAGUGAAGAUGACAGAUAGUGAUAAAAAGGAAGUUAUGGCGAUGCCGUACAUCAGUACGUUACCGCUGAAUGACCAAUUCAUUAUCACACAUUCGAGGGCUUUGCUGAUGGGAGAAACUGCGGAAUUAAUAUCAGUUGCCACCAAUUUGGAAUCUACCAGCAUUGUAUGCGACAUCGGACAUGAUAUAUUCUGCACAAAAUUGCAUCCCUCUGGACAAUUUGAUACAAUGAGUCCCAGUUUCGAAAAGGGCAAACUCCUUGCAACUAUUUUAGGAUUGUUUGUGCUUUCUUACUUUCUUCGUCCUAUGGUGGAAUCUGCCCAGCUGAAGACUCAAUGGCUGGUUAGAAGCUAA
Zygotorulaspora mrakii is the source of this 2214-nucleotide messenger RNA. It is a transcript of the gene EMC1, whose product is annotated as Emc1p. Gene Ontology annotation, cellular component: EMC complex. Lineage: Eukaryota; Fungi; Ascomycota; Saccharomycetes; Saccharomycetales; Saccharomycetaceae. The transcript has a single exon. The coding region runs from base 1 to 2214 and encodes 737 amino acids. The record is from RefSeq and is a predicted model, not a curated record. Gene Ontology annotation, biological process: protein folding in endoplasmic reticulum.